This is a messenger RNA of Diversispora eburnea, 2196 nucleotides long. NCBI's taxonomy places the organism in Eukaryota, Fungi, Glomeromycota, Glomeromycetes, Diversisporales, Diversisporaceae. The record is from the annotation of a GenBank genome assembly.
AUGGAUCCUCAGAACGACUCGUCAAAUAUAGUCACGCAACAAAAGCUUUCCCAUGAUGAAAUAAAAGAGGAUGCAAAGGAACUCGAAUAUAAAGAUAUUAAGGAAAAAUUAGAAAAAAUAUUUCAGAAUUUAACAGUUCUAUUUUCCAAAGAUCUUUAUAAAACGAUCGAACGUUAUGAAAAGGAUAAUAAUGUCACUCUAUUAAAGGAUGAAACGAGACCAAUUUUUCAAAAAUUUUGUGAUCAAAAUCCUGACAUGGAAGUAUCUGUUGAUGAUGUAAUGCAACUUGUAAAAAGACUUCAGGCCCCUUCCCAAUCUUCCCCAACCCCUCCUGUAGGAUCUAAUGUUGCUUCUGAAUCAACUGGAACUAGGAGAUCAAUGAUCAAAUUUGGAACGGUUCGUUCCUCGGUUCGGUCGCUUGGACCAACACGAAAGAAUAGAUCUAAUUUUAGGAAUCGGGAACCUGUAACCACUGUGGAAAAUGACGAAGAAGAAUCAGGUAUCGGCCCAACCUUAAAUCGUUCCAGAAGCAGCUUACCUUAUGGUUUUAAUGACACACCAAAUAGUAUGAACUUUAAUUAUCCGAAACCACUUCAUGAUCCUUCCGAAGGAUACGAGACAUCAUUCGAAGGCAGUGGUGGUUUCGAUGAAACGGUUUCUCAAUUGUUUUUAUCUACAACAGACGACCCUGCUGUCCAACUCAGCCGUCUGUAUCGUCACACUGUAGACCUUACCAAACGACUUAAAGAAUCUGAACGUCAUUUAGCAUCUGUAGCUAGACAACAUGAAGAUCGUAUUGAAGAGCUUCAACAUAGAUUAGAAGAAACAAAAGCAGAUCUAGUGGCAAAGAAACGUGAAAUUCAGGAUCAUAAACACAAAGAGAAAACAAAUUUACAUCAAAUUUCAGCAUUGGAAGGAGAAAUUCAAAAAGUGGCAAGAGAUUUAACUGGACAAAAACAGUUAUACCAUCAUCUUAAGAAACAAUACGAAGAACAAUGCGAGGAAGCAGAGAAAUUAAAAGAUCUUGUACGAGGUAAAGAAGAAGAAUUAAGUAUCAAACAACGUAAUCUCAAUCAAAUUUCAAUAGAAGAAAAAAGAUGGUCUGAUGAUCGUGACCGUUUGGAAGUAGCAAUAAGUAAAUUAGAGAAAGAUAUUGCAGCUGCUCAUGCUACAGAGAAAGAACUUGAAGUUAAAAGAAAUGAAAAUACGCUUCUCAAAGAAACGAUUAAUAAAUUGAGAACUGAUCUGGAAGACAUACGGAGCGGAGGUUUUACUGAAUUUGACGUUGUAGCGGAGGGUGGUACUUUUAAAGAUAAUGAAUUCGAUGUGAAUGAAAAUUUACAAGCAGAAUUGUAUGAUCACGCACAAUCCGUAAUAUCGGAAGAACAAGAAUUACAAGAAGAACCACAAGAACAUCAUCUUGGAUCAGAUUCAAAUACUGAUGAUGUUGGUAGACUACCUCACAAAGUGAGUCCAAGGCGGCCUAAUGAUGUAUCAGACGGAAAUAUAAACGAUGAUCUUCAAAUCGAACCUUCUAACGAUAACGAAAGGCUUGAUCACAAUGAUCGUAAGUCAACCAGUUCCAGAAACAGUCGACGUUCUUUGACGCCAAGCAACAACAGUGUUGUCCGCAGCAAUCCAUCCGGAGAUCGAGACGUUAAUACUCAAUAUCAAAUAUUAUCUUCAGAACUUGGUGUUCAAUAUGCUUUGAUUGAAGGUAUUUUGAGAAAACGUGAAUUUACACCUCUACACAAUAAGGGAGACAGACAAAUUCGCAACAGUGUGGAAGGUGAUAGUACAGAUUUAAUGAGACAGCAAAGACUAAAUCGACAUGCAUCUCGAAAAAAUAAACGGAGAGCGAAUCUUAUCCAGGAUUCAGAGCCUCCACUUUCAGAGAACACCCAAGUUGUACAGUCAUCCAGAGCUCUUGUCACACGAAAUAAACUAAAUGUUGCCCAGAAUAAUACUAUUGUCAACAGCACGGUGACAUUCGCAUUAUACACUUUGGUUAUCUAUCUCUUUGGUAUAAUCACAUCUGUUUUUGUUCUUGAUAGUAAUCAAGGUGCAAUCCCUUAUAGCGAUUGGUUACCAUACGAAGUUGUUCGAGACGAGAGUAUUGGGACAAAAACAACAGAAAUAAUUUUAUAUUGGAUAGAAAGUUUAUUGAGCGAUAGAAAUAUGAAGGUACCAACAUAA